Lachancea meyersii CBS 8951 is the source of this 870-nucleotide messenger RNA. NCBI's taxonomy places the organism in Eukaryota, Fungi, Ascomycota, Saccharomycetes, Saccharomycetales, Saccharomycetaceae. The record is from the annotation of a GenBank genome assembly.
AUGGCCCGACUUGUCAAAAGCAAGUUCAAACGUGAUGCUUCUAGCUCUAAGAGGCUAAAGCAGUCAGUCCUAACGUUUGGCAACCGAAAAACAAUGCGAUCUGACCGAUGUCCGGAAUGUUUAAUGACCUUUUCGCCGACAUCGACCAAGGAUAUCAUUGCGCAUGAGAAGUACCAUGAUCUUCAUUUAUGUGGCAGAAAAUGGUCAUCUAAUUGGGGAGAACACGUUCAAGAAUACAACGUGCCGGCUCAACGCGUGGACACGCGUCCGAGCCAAGCACCGGUAAAACAACAAAAAAAGGGUUCGAGGACCGAAGGUGUAAUCACAUCAUCGGAAGACCGAAUAGUACGGAUCUCCAAAGACAGGAAAAACGAAGUCCUGGCAACUCUGGAGGUCUUGCAUAUCGUUAACGAAGAGUUAAAAGCGCCUCACAAUGAAAAUUUCUUUUGGAGUAACGUAGAAGAUAAUGACGACGCAAUAGUCUCUCGACAAACUAAUAGAGUCAAUGGAACUGCCUUCGUUUACAUUAGUGGAGGGCGCGCAGUAGGCGUAUUGACUGUGGAGUUUUUAAAAACGGAUGAUCUGCGUGGGAGGUGGAUGGUAUACGACACUUCGUGUAUAGUACCGAAUGUAACCCCACACAUGAAGCUUGGGAUUUCUCGAAUAUGGGUCUGCAGACAACAGCGUGGUCGCAACAUUGCUACAAGACUUUUAGAAACCGCUCGACAACAUUCGAUCCCUGGAAUAGUACUUGCUAAAUGGGAGCUAGCAUGGAGCCAACCCAGCGAAAGUGGGGCCAAGCUUGCCAAGAGCUACAACAGUGUUACGCACGAAAGAAGCGGCAAACUGCUUAUUCCCUGCUAUAUUUGA